AUGGCAAAAAAAAGCGCUAAGCGGCGGCUGACUCAGCGGGUAGCUGACCUCACGGGAGCUCCAGGCGUCAAGCUCACCGCGCGGUCCUCCUCACUUGACCACUACUCCCCUUCGCCUUCUCUGAUCAUCUGCUUGCUUGUAAUUCUUCUUUUAUCUCUCAUACCGCAAACAUGGAGGUUCUUUUGGGCUGCAAUGAGAGGCCCGACAGUUCUGAAGGCUGAGGAUGAUAAGACACGACAGUUGAACAAGAACACAUUGAUGGCUUUCUCUGGCGAGUCUGGAGAUACCGUUCAAUUUGCCGAAUACAUCCAAGCCAACGCUGCACUCUACAGCAUGCGCAAUGAUACUGAGCUCAGUCCCUCCGCCGUUGCCAAUUUCGUCCGUGGAGAAUUGGCGCGCAGCUUGCGGUCACGGAGUCCCUACACAGUAAACCUGCUGCUAGGUGGUAUAGAUCCGGUCACUGAGAAGCCUCACCUGUACUGGAUUGAUUACCUAGCGUCGCUGGCGCCCCUACCAUAUGCUGCCCACGGCUAUGCCCAAUACUACUGCCUCUCCAUCCUUGACAAACAUCACCAUCCCGACUGCUCCCUCGAGGAGGGCCUUGCGCUCCUCACCCUGUGCACAGACGAGCUGAAGCGCCGACUACCCUUUGACUACAAGGGGAUGCUAGUGAAGGUCGUGACAAAGGAUGGCGUGCAAGAAGUCCCCGUGGAUAAUGAUAAGGUGGUCCGGAGUGCUUGA
Molecule: messenger RNA, 741 nt
Organism: Penicillium roqueforti
Lineage: Eukaryota; Fungi; Ascomycota; Eurotiomycetes; Eurotiales; Aspergillaceae
Gene: pre1
Product: proteasome core particle subunit beta 4
Exons: 7
Coding region: 1-741 (246 amino acids)
Biological process (GO): proteasomal protein catabolic process
Cellular component (GO): nucleus; cytosol; proteasome core complex
Molecular function (GO): peptidase activity
Source: RefSeq, a predicted model, not a curated record